Messenger RNA from Plasmodium vinckei vinckei, 750 nucleotides. Its product is annotated as Plasmodium exported protein, unknown function. Bases 1 to 750 code for a protein of 249 amino acids. NCBI's taxonomy places the organism in Eukaryota, Apicomplexa, Aconoidasida, Haemosporida, Plasmodiidae. The transcript has 2 exons. The record is from RefSeq and is a predicted model, not a curated record.
AUGAAGGAGUUAAAUAAUAUUUUGAUAGCUAGAAGUUGUAUACCUGACUAUAAUAAAAACAGUAAAUUCAUUGAGAGGGAUGGAGAAAAAUAUAUGUAUGAAAAGAAUGAUGAGACUAUGGUAGGAGGGUUAUAUCAAAAAAAUAAAACAAACAUUUUUUCGUUUCUUAUGAAAAUUUUUAUUGUGAUUCAGAUAGUAUGGAUAUUUCAAUUUUCGGCUAUAAGCAGUGUUGAGGCAGCAGAAAUUGAAAAUUUUACAAAUUUUAAUAGCAAUGAUAUUGUAAGAAACGGCAGAAUAUUAAUGGCUGGUUUAUUAAAAGACUCUUUGUCUUCAAACUAUGAAACAUUAGAAAAAAAUGUUAUGGCCAAACUUGAGAACAUUUAUACAACUCAAAGUAAACAUAUUGGAUCUAAAAUAUUAGGAUUUUUUCAAAAACUUGAUUUACUUUUUGAAAGAGAGAUUAUAAGAAUAUUAAAAUAUAUAGAAAAAGAGAAAGAGAAACCAAUUAAAAAUGGUAUUCAAUUUUUUAAAAGUUUGAAGGUAUUUUUUUCAGGAUUGAAAUUAUUCUCCGCACCAAUCAUAGCAGCAGUUAAUUCAUUAUUAAUAUAUUAUUUUAAACCCCAAUUAAUUAAUAUAGCUGUAACGAUUGGAUUAAACAUUAUACCAACUAUUAGCUUUGGCUAUGUGUUAUACAAAAUAUACAAAGUAAAUUCAAAAUUGCAAAAAAAGAAAUCGAGAUUCUUUUUCUAA